Messenger RNA from Pipistrellus kuhlii (Kuhl's pipistrelle), 2382 nucleotides. It is a transcript of the gene ARRDC4, whose product is annotated as arrestin domain containing 4. The transcript is spliced from 8 exons. Lineage: Eukaryota; Metazoa; Chordata; Mammalia; Chiroptera; Vespertilionidae. Gene Ontology annotation, biological process: protein transport. The record is from RefSeq and is a predicted model, not a curated record. Bases 160 to 1404 code for a protein of 414 amino acids. Gene Ontology annotation, cellular component: cytoplasm; plasma membrane. Gene Ontology annotation, molecular function: ubiquitin-like ligase-substrate adaptor activity.
GGGUUUGUUAAAGUGACAGGCCCCAGGGCGCGCCAGGGCUCCUCCACGGGGCAUCGCACCGCGGCCGCUGCGCCCCUCCGUGUGCGGCCGGCGCCCGUGACAGCGGCGCCGUUCGGCUCCCGUUCCCGGAUCCCGGGUGCUGCCGGUCUCUUGAGCGGGAUGGGCGGCGAAGCGGGGUCCGCAGCGGCCCUGGGCGGCUCCGAGGGGGGGCGCGUGAAGAGCCUGGGGCUGGUGUUCCAGGACGAGGGCAAGGGCUGCUACGCGAGCGGCGAGACGGUGGCGGGGCAUGUGCUGCUGGAGGCGGCCGAGCCCGUGGCCCUGAUCGCGCUGCGCCUGGAGGCCCUCGGCCGCGCCACCACCUCCUGGGGCUCCAGCGCUGGCUCCGCAGCCCCGGCCUCCGCCUCGGAGGUGGAAUACCUGAACCUGCGCCUGAACCUGCGCGAGGCCCCUGCUGGUGAAGGCAUCCUCCUAUUACAGCCCGGAAAGCACGAAUUCCCAUUUAGCUUUCAACUCCCGUCUGAGCUAUUGGUGACCUCCUUCUCCGGGAAGUACGGCCGCAUCCAGUACUGCGUGCGGGCGGUCUUAGAAAGACCCGCGCUGCCAGACCAGAGCGUCGGGCGGGAGCUGCAGGUGAUCAGUCACAUCGAUGUCAACACACCCGCCUUACUCAGCCCCGUAUUGAAAACUCAAGAGAAAAUGGUGGGCUGCUGGUUCUUCACCUCGGGUCCCGUCUCGCUGAGUGCCAAAAUCGAGAGGAAAGGAUAUUGUAACGGAGAAGCCAUUCCGAUCUAUGCAGAAAUAGAGAACUGUUCCUCCCGCCUGAUUGUCCCCAAAGCUGCUAUUUUUCAAACCCAGACGUACUUGGCCAGCGGGAAGACGAAGACCGUCCGGCACAUGGUCGCCAACGUGCGAGGAAACCACAUCGCCUCGGGGAGCACCGACACGUGGAACGGGAAGAUGCUGAAAAUCCCGCCCCUUCCGCCCUCCAUCCUGGACUGUUGCAUCAUCAGAGUGGAAUACUCCCUGGCGGUGUAUAUUCAUAUCCCUGGUGCUAAAAAGCUGAUGCUGGAGCUGCCUCUGGUGAUCGGGACGGUCCCGUACAACGGCUUUGCCAGCAGGAACUGCAGCAUGGCCAGCCAGUUCAGCGUGGACAUGAGCUGGUGGGCGCUGGCGCUGCCGGAACAGCCCGAAGCACCCCCGGAUUACACGGACGUGGUGUCAGAGGAAGAGGUCUCCAGACACGGCCCCCCUUACCCGCGCCUGCCCAGCUGGGAGGGCGAGGCCCGCUGCCCCGCCUUCGCCUGCAUCCAGGACUUCCGGCUCCAGCCGCCACCUCUUUAUUCAGAGGUCGAUCCGCAUCCCAGUCGCGUCGGAGAGGCCCAGCCUGUGUCCUUCAUCCUCUGAACACACCUGGGACAUCACUGUGACCCGCACCGGAGGACGCUGGCUCUCUCCUCCGCCUUUUCGGGGACUUAGGGAGGGACAAUUCGCUUAAGAACCUAAAUAGGUCAACACCGAGGAAUUAAAAACUACGUGAACUUUCCAGGGCCCGACAGGACUGUCACCCAAGCUGAUGGCAGGCCCGAGGCUCCCCGCGGAAGAGGGAGUGACCUUGGGAAGCCACAGCGUGUAACGGGGUCCCAAUGGGGACCCAGUAAGCGAAGGGACCAGGAAUGUACGUGACCAUGGCAACGCGCCUCUCAGAGGGAACCCAGAGCGGACAAAGGGACCAGAGCAUCCGGGCCGUAUGGGCGCGCUGGGAGGGCACUUGACUUGGGGGAAGCUGGCAGCGUAGGGAUGUGCAGGCCCCAGGAGCCAGGAGUCGCCUGAUUUCUCCCCGACCCCCUAGGACUCGAGUCCAGGAAAGACCUUUCCUGAGUUCAGGGUCCAGGAGGCCCCGAUGAUGUGACUCAGCGCUCACUCUUCUGGGGGGCUGGUUGGCCAUGUGAUUUGUAAGUGGGUGGGGAGUAGGAUGAGCAGUUAAGAGUCUCUCCCAAGUUCAGGUCCAAGGGAAAGAUGAAUGUCUGCAUGGAACCAGUCUGUGGAAGGCUGGGGUUUUACCCUCUUUCAGUCCCUGGACCGGAUAGUGUUUGCUUUUUCUCAUGUCUUAUUGAUGGGAGCAUGUCAGAAAGAGAAGGGGGCGGGGGAGGGGAAGAGGUUGCAUCCUUAGAAAGCCUUGAUAACUACUCCGGAAAGAAAAAGAAGGUCUUUCCCUAACCUACCUCGAGGGGGUGAUCCGACCGGUGUGAAACCUCAGGCUGAUGCGUUUUAGGAGGGUCUAGCCCCGUGGUCGGCGAACUGUGGUUCGCGAGCCACAUGCGGCUCUUUGGCCCCUUGAUGGUGGCUCUUGCACAAAACACCACGGCCUGGGCAAGUCUGUGU